Symbiodinium sp. CCMP2456 is the source of this 1080-nucleotide messenger RNA. The record is from the annotation of a GenBank genome assembly. NCBI's taxonomy places the organism in Eukaryota, Dinophyceae, Suessiales, Symbiodiniaceae.
AUGCAGGCGAUUCCCGGCUGCAAGACUACCUACGAGGUCCUCAAGGAGGGCUCUGGCGCUGUCAUCCAGGCCCGCAGCAACGCGACGGUGCACGCGACCGGCGUGGUGAAAGAGUCAGGCAAGAAGUUUUGGAGCACCAAAGAUCCUGGACAGCAGCCGUUCUCAUACCAGGCUGGAGUGGGAAAGGUGAUCAAAGGCUGGGACCAGGGCUGCCUUGGAAUGAAGGUCGGCGAGGAGAGGAAGCUGAUCAUUCCCUCAGAUGAGGGCUACGGAGCCUCCGGCUUUCCGGCUUGGGGCAUCCCACCCGGCGGAAUUCUGUCCGGCAAGGUUUUGAUGCUUCAGGGCUUCGCGUUGGAUGAAGCCCUGAGAGUCUCGGCAAGGCGCAAAAUGGAGCGCCCGGAACUUCUGCGUCGAGGAUACUACAAUGAGGUGAACGAGGAUGCUUGGCCUGGGCCGUUUGAGGAUGUCUUCAUCUACAUCAUCUGCCAGGAAGCAGCCGAACUACCAAAAGUCAGGAACUACAUUGAGAAGGCUGAUGCCGUCGCAACCAGGCAAGGUCGAGUCCUGCGGCACGUCAUCUUCAACCUCAAUCUCAACAAGCUGAGGGGCGACAUUGAGUUUUACAACAAGUUGCUUCCCUUCCAGCCGGGUCAAGCUACACCCAAGGUCCACCUGGAUUUCUUCUCCACCUUCCGCAACUCUUACUUGAUUCGAUUUGGAAAGUAUACGCAGACUGUACUGCGCGACCCCUUCAACAUCAACUACGUGGGUGCCAUGUAUCAUGCCUAUCCCAGUCCGUGGCAGGAUCCCGAUGGAAACUACCAGCCAAUUCACGCCACGGAUCUUCGUCCAUCCAUCCAGUGCGUGAAGCGCAAGCUGCAGCGAGCAAACGGCCUGUGGCGGGAUGUUGGGCUGCCGGAGGACGAGAAUGAGGACGACGUGUACAAAGUGGUCGACAUGAAGGCGGCGGGAACCAUCAACAAGACGGUGCUGCAGUUCAUCAAGGAAGGUGCCGGAGAUGCGCUGUGGUGGGAGGAAGAGUUCGAGGAUGAAGUGAGUCGCAAGUGGCGCCUGGCCUAA